AUGUUCCUCCCUUACGCAUUUGAGAGCGCACGCUUACAGUAUGCUCGUACACCACAGGGCAAAGUAGCUGAGCUACGUCUUGAGCUCAACAGUGGCGGCAAGAAGGACAAGAACUUCACCGCGAAGAAGACCGCCCUCAAGAAAAUCGUAGCGAAUAUGACCAUGAGCAACAACGAUAUGGUAGCUCUCUUUCCUGAUAUUGUAGGCUGCAUGCACAUACCGAGCUUGGAGAUCAAGAAGAUGUGCUUCUUGUAUCUAGUCAACUAUGCGAGGAUAAAACCCGACAUUGCCCUGAAGGCUCUGCCUAUAAUCCAGGAAGACAUGCACGACAACAACCCACUCGUACGGUCGCUCGCGCUCCGAACCAUGUCCUACAUCCACGUCCGCGAAUACGUCGAAGCGACCGUACCGCAUCUCAAGAGCCUCCUUCGAGAUAACGACCCCUACGUACGCAAAACCGCCGCCAUUUGCGUCGCGAAGCUUUACGACCAUGACAAGGCUAUGGUCGAAUCCUCCGACCUCAUCGAUAAGCUGAAUGCUAUGCUGCGAGACGAAAACCCCACCGUUGUGUCCUGUGCUUUGGCCUCAUUGAUGGACAUAUGGGAGCGAUCGGAAACCAUAAAGCUCACCAUCGACUAUGCGAGUGCCUCCAAGAUCGUUCAAAUAUUGCAUCAGUGCUCAGAAUGGGGUCAAACAUACAUUCUCGAAGCCUUGAUGAACUACGUUCCACAAGACACGCAGGAAGCAGCGAUUCUUGCUGAGCGCAUAGCACCACGGCUUUCACAUUCAAACUCUGCUGUUGUCUUGACUUGCAUCCGCGUCAUACUAUACCUUCUAAACUAUAUCUCAGACCCAAAAGUAAUCACCUCUCUAUGUAACAAGCUUUCGCCACCGCUUGUCACACUCCUUUCGAAAGGACCUGAGAUCCAAUACCUUGCUCUACGGAACGCUCUCCUCAUCCUGCAACGGCGGCCGGAGGUGUUGCGCAACGAUAUCCGCGUCUUCUUCUGUAAAUACAACGACCCUAUCUACGUCAAAGUCACAAAGUUGGAACUCAUCUUCAUGCUCGCAACAGAGAAGAAUAUCAAGGAGGUCUUGACGGAGUUGUCUGAGUACGCCACCGAGAUCGACGUCGAUUUUGUGCGCAAGUCAGUUCGAGCAAUCGGGAAGCUUGCCAUCAAGAUACCACCGGCGAGUCAACUAUGCAUAUCGACACUUCUUACACUAGUCAGUACAAAGGUGUCGUAUAUUGUCCAAGAGGCCACAGUAGUCAUCCGUAAUAUUUUCCGAAAAUACCCCAACCAGUACGAGUCGAUCAUUUCCACCCUGUGCGAGAAUCUCGACUCCCUAGACGAGCCAGAAGCCAAAGCUGCCAUGAUCUGGGUCAUUGGCCAGUACGCCGACCGGAUAGAAGACAGCGAUGUAUUACUGGAAGACUUUCUCGAUUCAUUCAGUGAGGAAACACACGAGGUGCAAUUAGCACUGCUCACAGCGACGGUCAAACUGUUCAUUCAAAGGCCUACGCGCGGUUCGCAGCUGGUCCCCAGGGUGCUCAAGUGGGCCACAGAGGAGACGGACAAUCCCGACCUACGUGACCGAGGUUACAUGUACUGGCGAUUGCUCUCUUCUGCUCCAGAAGAAGCUAAGAGGAUCGUCAUGGGCGAGAAACCCGCAAUCACAGCCGAAGAGUCAGAGAAGCUGGACCCGGGGACGCUGGAGGAGAUGUGUCUAAACGUCGGUACCCUCGCCACCGUCUACCUCAAACCGGUGAACCAAGUGUUUCGCUCUGCGCGGCCAAGAAGACUGCAGGAUUCACCUGCGUUGCAGCGGCACGAACUGCCUACGGCCAAGGCUGCACAGCAAGCGCGAGACCGCGCAGCAGCCGAGCGGAGUCGUCUGGACACUUCAACUACCAACGGCAAUGGUUCGUUUAGUCCCACCAACGGCAGCGGACUUGAAGCUGCGGCACAUGAGGCGGACCUCUACUUUGCGGGAGUAGGUAGGCAAAGUACGUUCGGUGGAAGUCCCAUUGUGGCGGAGCAGGGUUCGCUUGGAGGCGGGUGGGUGGUCAAUCAAAACAUGCCCCAGGCAGCUGUGAUGAGCCCUGUGGGUGCAGAUGGCAAUCAGGAUCUACUGCUGUAA
Molecule: messenger RNA, 2142 nt
Organism: Didymosphaeria variabile
Lineage: Eukaryota; Fungi; Ascomycota; Dothideomycetes; Pleosporales; Didymosphaeriaceae
Exons: 3
Coding region: 1-2142 (713 amino acids)
Biological process (GO): vesicle-mediated transport; intracellular protein transport
Cellular component (GO): membrane coat
Molecular function (GO): clathrin binding
Source: RefSeq, a predicted model, not a curated record